Panicum hallii is the source of this 3049-nucleotide messenger RNA. Its product is annotated as putative kinase-like protein TMKL1. Gene Ontology annotation, biological process: protein phosphorylation. Bases 920 to 2923 code for a protein of 667 amino acids. Gene Ontology annotation, molecular function: ATP binding; protein kinase activity; protein binding. The transcript has a single exon. The record is from RefSeq and is a predicted model, not a curated record. Lineage: Eukaryota; Viridiplantae; Streptophyta; Magnoliopsida; Poales; Poaceae.
CAAAAUUGGACUUUACCCUUUGCUUUGCUUUGCCAACUCAACGAUGAUGAUGCAACGUAGUACUCCUCCUCCUCCUCCUACCCGGAGAUGCAUCAUCAUGCAUCAGAAAAAGCCGAAAAGGUUUCUCGCCUCCCCAGAAAAGAAGAUGAUGCAAGUCUUGUUGCGUGCGUUGGACAAGUAAGCAAGCAACGAGGACUAAUGGACAAGUCAUCGCAAGGUUUGAUGCCCUAAUUCCAAGGCGAUGGCCAGUUUCCUCAUGUCUUGUCUUGUCUUGUGGACCAAGAUACUACUGCCGUAGACAAUACUCCUACACGAUGAAGGUGCAGGAUUCGCGUCCUGCAGCAGCAGCACGGAGAUUACGGAGGUUCGGCGGAUUCGGCUUCGGCUACUGUAGUAGUACUGCGGUGGGACGAAGCUGAAUUUGCAGCACCGUUUACUGUAGCGCGAAGCCGGCUGCGGUCAAGCUGUGUGCACACUACUCCAUUACAUACAUACAUUUUGCACACUACUCCAGUAGAGAAGUCGAGCAGAGCAACGGCGUCCUUCAUUUCUGAAUUCUGAUCAUCAUUCAUUCACGCGCAAUUGUCACUCUGCUCUGCUGCUCCCAUCCAUCCAUCAGCUGGGAAAGGAAUCCGCAGCCAUGGGGGGCAGGCAGGCCGUACGAGAUAAUGGCGGCAGGAGAGGAGAGGAGAGGACGUCAGGGCGUCAGACGGGACCCUCGCCCUCCCUAGCAAUGCAAAGCAAUCCAUUCCCGCCUGCCUGUGCCUUGCCUUCCCCCAUUGGCAUUGCACUCCGUCUCCCUCCCUCCUCUUCCACUCCACUCCACUCCCUCUCCUUGCCGGCCUGAAGCCAAGCUCACUCCCCUCUCCUUGCCGCCAACACCAGUCGCCAGUCACUACUCCACCCCGCUUGAGCCUCGAUGCUGCAUCCGUGGUGCCUCCUCCUCACCUUCCUCCUCUUCCUCUGCCUGCCGCUCGCCGCCGCCGCCGCCGCCGCCUCCGACGCCGCGCUCCUCCUCGCCAAGGUCAGGCCCGCGCUCCAGGGCCGGAACCCCAACGCCCAGCUCGCCACCUGGAACGCCUCCACCCCGCUCUGCCUCUGGCGCGGCCUCCGCUGGUCCACCGCCCCCGACGCCCGCCCGCUCCGCUGCGACACCGCCGCCGCGCGCGCCAAUCUCUCCCUCGCCCACGACCCCUCCCUCCUCCUCGUAUCCAUCCGCCUCCCCGCCGCCGCCCUCGCCGGCACCCUCCCGCCCGAGCUCGGAGCCUUCUCCGCCCUCGACUCCAUCUACCUCGCGGCCAACCGACUCACCGGCCCCGUCCCGCUCGACCUCGGCAACGCGCCCGCGCUCUCCGCGCUCGACCUCUCCGCCAACCGACUCUCCGGCCCCCUCCCGACCGCCAUAUGGAACCUCUGCGACCGCCUCGCCGACCUCCGCCUCCACGCCAACGCUCUCGCGGGGGCCAUCCCCGCGCCCGCCGGCCCCAACACCACCUGCGACAGCCUCCGAGUCCUCGACCUCGGCGCCAACCGCUUCUCCGGCGCCUUCCCCUCCUUCCUCACCGCCUUCCGAGGACUCCGCCGCCUCGACCUCGCAGCCAACCGCUUCCAGGGGCCCAUCCCGGAGGCCCUCGCCGGGAUGGACCACCUCCAGGACCUCAACCUCUCCUGCAACAACUUCUCCGGCCAGCUGCCACCGACCUUCGCGGCCUCCCGCUUCACGGAGGCUGCCUUUCUGGGCAACCACCCUUCGCUGUGCGGCCCGCCGCUGCGCAACCAGUGCGUGUCCUCCUCCGGCCUCAGCUCCCGCGGCGUCGCCGCCAUGGUCAUCGGCCUCAUGGUCGCCGCCGUCGUCCUCGCCUCCGUCUCCAUCGGCUGGGCCCAGGGGAGGUGGAGGCGGCGGGACGCCACCGCGCAAGGAGGGGAUGAGGCCGAUGACGACGGCAACGAACAAGAGGGCAGGCUGCUGGUCUUCGAGGGCGGCGAGCACCUCACGCUGGAGGAGGUGCUCAAUGCCACCGGCCAGGUGGUCGACAAGGCCGCCUACUGCACCGUGUACAAGGCCAAGCUCGCCAGCGGCGGCGGCAGCAUCGAGCUGCGCCUGCUCCGGGAGGGAUGCUGCAAGGACGCCGCCUCCUGCGCGCCCGUCGUGCGCCGCAUCGCACGCGCGCGCCACCACAACCUCGUGCCGCUCAGGGCCUUCUACCACGGCAGGCGCGGCGAGAAGCUGCUGGUCUACGACUACUUCCCGCGGACCCGCACGUUGCACGGCCUCCUGCACGAGCAGCACGACGGAGGCGAGGCCCGCCCGCUGCUCACGUGGCCGCGCCGCCACAAGAUCGCGCUGGGCGCCGCGCGCGCGCUGGCGUACCUGCACGCCGGCCAGGGCGAGGCGCACGGCAACGUGCGCUCGUCCAACGUGCUCGUGGACGACCUCUUCGUGGCGCGGCUGGCGGAGCACGCGGUGGACCGGCUGCUGGUGCCGGCGGCGGCGGAGGCGGUGCUGGCGGCGGCCAAGGCGGACGGCUACAAGGCGCCGGAGCUGCACUCCAUCAAGAGGUGCAGCGCGCGCACGGACGUGUACGCCUUCGGGAUACUGCUGCUGGAGCUGCUCAUGGGAAGGAAGCCGGCGGCAGACCUGCCGGCGGCGGUGAAGGUGGCGGUGCUGGAGGAGACGGCGCUGGAGGAGGUGCUGGACGCGGAGGUGGUGAAGGGGCUGCGCAUGAGCCCCGCGGAGGAGGGGCUGCUGCAGGCGCUGAAGCUGGCGAUGGGCUGCUGCGCGCCGGUGGCGGCGGCGAGGCCGACCAUGGCGGAGGUGGUGCGGCAGCUGGAGGAGAGCCGGCCCAGGACCCUGCAGGCGCGGUCGGCGCUGUACAGCCCGGCGGAGAGCAGGAGCGACGCUGGCACGCCCAACACCGCCUAGCCUCCUAGCAAGCUUGGAAUCAGAGCGACGCCUCCCUGGUCCUGCAAUCAGAGCUUCCGAAUCGGACCAGUUACUGUACUAGUGUUGUACUCCUACUAGCUAGGAAAUCAUUACUUAUAAAUGUAA